AAUGAAGAUGUAGGCCAACAUCUGACGACCUGGAGGACUUGUAAAGGACAAUGUCGAGAUUCAACAUGCGUGUGUGGAUCCUUGUGUUGCUUUCUGCAGGAGCGCUGUACAGUGAGGACUUUGGUGGAUGCGAACAGCAGCCGUGUCAAAAUGGCGGACUAUGUGAAAGCCACUCAGGAGGAUUCCGUUGCCUUUGUUCGCAGCAGAGCCAAAAUGGACGCCUGUAUGGUGGAGAGAACUGUACAAUUCCCCUUUCGGGCUGUGACGAAAGCCAGUGUGAGAAUGGAGGAAUAUGUUCUCCCUCGUUUUCGAACAACCAACACACCUACACGUGCAUCUGCCUUCCAGGUUACACCGGGCCAAAAUGCCAGACCUCCACCACAUUCUCAUUUGAGUCGCGGGGAUAUAUGUAUAUCGACACCGAGCAACUGGACCCAGAAUCUCCUCUUAAUGUGACCUUCAGCUUUAGAACAGAGAACCCAACAGGGACUCUUUUUCACCGUAGAGUGGAUGACUUGCUCCUCACCAUCGAGCUGAUGGGUGGACAGCUGCGCCUCCUCAGCUUGAGAGAUCAAGGCACCAGCACUCUGGUUCAAGAACUCCCAGAGUAUUUGUCCAACAACAAGUGGCACACAGUUGAAGCAUCUCUGGGCGGUGUGGUCAGUCUCAUCAGGUUGCUCUGCAGUCAGGUCAGCUGCACCAGGGACUCGGGCGUCGAAGUCCAGCCGAUGGAUCAAGCUGCCACUCUGCCGGAGCCAGGAGUUGUUCGACAAAGCCUCUUUGUUGGAGCCAUUGGGUGGAACGGGGCUUCAGGUAGAGUCGAGGACAGAGCAGAGGACUCACCAGCCUUUCUGGGCUGCUUUAGGGAUGUCUUAGUAGAUUCACGUCUGGUGCUGCCCGGUGACGUGCCAAAAGAUUCAGACGUCCAGGUGAACAUCGUAGCUGGAUGCAGUGACAGAGACAAGUGUGAGGACAGUCCGUGUCAGAACAGAGGGCGGUGUGUGAGCCAGGGCUGGAGGAGGUACGCCUGUGAAUGCCACAGGCCGUAUGAAGGAGACGACUGUGCAGAGGAGUACAUCACUGGCAGGUUUGGAAACAAAGACCUUGAGAGCUACGCCAUGUUCUCAUUAGACAAUGAUCCUGGGGAUUCUGUAGUUAUAUCCAUGUUCAUUCGCACCAGACAGUCCAGUGGUCUGCUUCUCAUCCUGGCCAAUACCACCAGCCAGUAUCUUCGCCUAUGGCUGGUGGAGGGCAGGGUCAAAGUUCAGGUCAACAACUUUGAGACUCUUGUCGGUCGGAACACUGUCAACAAUGGCCACUUCCACCUGGUUGCUGUGAAGCUGGAAGGAACUGCAGCCACUUUGCUCCUGUCGGCUCACACCCAGGGCUCUAUGGCCAUCAGGCGAGUCCAAGCACAUCCUGGCGAUUUGGUCUUUGUUGGAGGUCUACCAGAUUCAAGAGCCUCGGCUUCAUUUGGUGGCUACUUCAAGGGAUGCGUCCAGGAUCUGAGGAUUAACAACAAGCACCUGCAGUUCUACCCAGUAUCAACUCCUGUGGAGUCGUACAACCUGGAGAAGCUUGUGGGCGUAUCAGAAGGAUGCAGCAGUGACAACGCUUGUGCUGCCAACCCUUGUCUCAAUGGAGGGGAGUGUUACUCCAUGUGGGAUGACUUUAUCUGCAGCUGUCCCCCCAACACAGCAGGGCAAAGGUGUGAGGAGGUGAAAUGGUGUGAGCUGUCUCCCUGCCCUGUUACAACUAUCUGUCAGCCCCUCUCCCAAGGCUUUGAGUGUUUGUCCAAUGUGACGUUCCGGCUUGGCAACAGCAUUCUGUGGUAUCACAGCAACAAGAAGAUUAAGUCCAACCUCUCCGGUGUCUCCCUCAGCUUCCGCACUAGGCAGUCAGAGGCCGUUUUGCUUCAUGCUCAGAGAGACUCUGAUCACAUAACGAUCUCUCUCCUUGACUCUCAUUUGGUUACGGAGCUCCUGGGUGGGGCUGAUCAUGACUCUCUGAAAGUGACAGCAGAAAGCCUGGGUCCUCUCAGUGAUGGUGAGUGGCACUUUGUGUCAAUCAGCAAGGAGAGACAGUUCCCAACAUCCAGGUGGAUCAUGGAUGUAGAUGGACACAAAGAGUACAUCAGUGUCACCAAAACAGCAGUUGGGGACUUGAAUUUUCUCAGGGAUGGAGCAGACAUUUUCCUGGGUGGCCUAAGCCAGGAAUCUGGAUUGACCUUUUCAGGAUGUCUAGGUCCAGUGGAGAUUGGGGGUCUUCAUUUACCGUUCCAUCUGGAGACAGAACUGAACCUCCCCAGACCUCAGGAGGAACAGUUUGUGAGGGGCAACAGCAAUAAUUCACCGCAGUACGGAUGCUGGGGAGCCACUGUGUGUGCUCCAAACCCAUGCCAGAAUGGGGGUAUGUGUGAGGACCUGUUCGACCAGCAUCGGUGCACCUGCCCCUCUGAAUGGACAGGAUCACUAUGCCAAGACCAGACAGACACCUGCAACUCCCACCCAUGUGUAAACGGUAACUGCACUAACCUCUCCGAGGGCUAUAAGUGUGAGUGUGAGCCGGGCUUCACUGGUGAACAGUGCGAGGUAGAAAUGGAUAUGUGUGAAAACAGCAGCUGCAACUAUGGCGCCACCUGCCUGAAAAGCUUCCAGAGCUACACGUGUCUGUGUCCUCGGAACAUGACAGGACAUUUCUGCGAUGUUAAAAUCCCUGAAACUCCGUGGUACAUAGAGACAGAUCCACUUCCUCAGUUGCCUGCCUCUUUCUGCGCGGGUACAAGGUGGAACUACAGCUGCUUUAAUGGAGGAAACUGCUCUGAAGCGGAGAAUACCUGCUACUGCCUGCCUGGAUUCACCGGUCAAUGGUGCGAGAAAGACAUAGAUGAAUGUGCCUCAGACCCGUGUAUGAACGGAGGCUUCUGCAUCAACUACGUGAACAGCUUCGAGUGCGUGUGCGACAUGAACUACUCGGGCGUGUACUGCCAAAUGGACGUCAGCGACUUCUACAUGUACCUGUUCUUAGGCCUGUGGCAGAACCUCUUCCAACUCGUGUCCUACCUCGUCAUCCGCCUCGACGACGAGCCGGAGAUCGAGUGGGGGUUCCACGUCAACGAUUAGACGAAACCAACUGGACCAAACUUUAUGUAGAUGGUCAAUCAUUUAUAUACAUCCAUUCUUUUUGUAGACUCUUCUUGUGUUUUUGGUUGAGGCAUUAUGUGUUUGGACAAUUGCUAUGAUGCGUAACCGUAUCUAGAAGAAUUUGUUUCUGAUAACAGACUAGCAUCUCAAAAACUCAAAUGAUACCUGAACUACGACCUCGAAUCCUAAAGGAGUUGAAAAAGAGGCUGCAUGGAUGUAGAGAGAGGAGGAGGAAGUUCAAAUCAUCUAUCAUCUCUACCAUCGAUCGUAUCCCCAACUGGAGGAACCACUUUUUAUUUGAAUGUACACCCAUCAUUUCCUUAAAUCUGAUUUGCACCCAUGCAAAAUUGUUAAAAGUCUCUGACAUGUUUUUUUUUCUGACUUGUUCACAAAGAACCUACGUGUUUAUCUAGCUUACAGUCCGGAGUAGAAAUGUCUUCUUCCAUGUUUUCUGGUGUUCUUCAGGUCUGGUUCUCAGACAGCUCUGUGUGUGCCUUAAAUGUCCACCUUGUGUUUUGCUGUGGUCUCAUGUUCAGAGACAGUCACACAUGUGAAGCUAGCACAACAUAUUCACAUAUAACUAUGUAAACUUGUAUAGACUUCAAAUUGUUCUACGUGAAAUGUGUACUGUAUACCCAAUGUACAAGAUGAAAACGUCAAAUAAAA
Messenger RNA from Xiphophorus maculatus (southern platyfish), 3809 nucleotides. RefSeq names its product protein crumbs homolog 1-like. Gene Ontology annotation, biological process: Notch signaling pathway. The record is from RefSeq and is a predicted model, not a curated record. The coding region runs from base 51 to 3122 and encodes 1023 amino acids. The transcript is spliced from 8 exons. Gene Ontology annotation, molecular function: calcium ion binding; Notch binding. Lineage: Eukaryota; Metazoa; Chordata; Actinopteri; Cyprinodontiformes; Poeciliidae.